CCUCAUUUCCCUCUCUCGCCCACGCCCUCAUCCGUCGUCCUCUUCGCACGAAGACACUGCCAUUCCUUUCAGAGUCUCUUGCGCUCUAUCCAUUCGUUUCUAAAUCCCCAACGGCGCCGAUUCCUACUGCCUGACGUAGUCUGCGACUCCCUUACGGCCAUACUUCGUCAAAAAACACCUUUUCAAGUUGCCACUUCCGCGUGCGUUCCGAUUGACGACCUCAAUCUUAUCGCCAUGCUUGUCAAGUCCAUCACCGCCAUUGCGGCCCUCACCUUCGCGGCCAAUGUCGCUGCCGAGCCGAUGCCCUACAGGCCCAGCCUGAUGAAGACAUCCGUGCGCGAUCUCUUCGGCCGCCAGGACCCGGGCUACCAGCCCCAGCAGGCCGCCUGCGGUGCCGGCGACACAUGCGCCCAGGCUUGCGGUGCCGGUUACGAGGCCUGCGCUGCCCAGGACAACCAGGUCCACUGCUACAACCCGGCCGCCGGCGAGAUCUGCUGCCCAGACAAGUCUGGCAGCUCUUGCGACGCUGGAUACUACUGCACAGCCGACAAGAAGGGCGAGACGUGGUGCUGCCCGGAAGGCAUGGACCUGAACGCGUGCGCCUCCGCCUACAGCGUGGUCGGUGGUCUGGUCUCGCAGACCGCCCCGCCCACGUCCACGUCCACGUCCACCAGCACCACCUCCACCACCACCUCCACCACCACCACGUCGUCGACCAGCAGCACCUCGUCCGCCGCGCCGACCACGUCCUCGCCAAGCACGACCUCGGCCCCGUCCCUCGCGCCCAGCAGCUCCAUCUUCGUGCCCUCCAACACGACCGCCGUUACGACCAUCGUCCCGCCCAAGCCGUCCGCCACCGCGUCCCCGACGGGCGCCGGCAGCGUCGUCGGCCCGGCGUCUGCGCUGGUCUUCCUCGCCGCCGGCCUUGCUGCGCUUCUCUGAUUUUGAGUAAAAGCUUAUAACGGCACCGUUCCCCGGAGAAGGGGGGGGCCAAUCAAUUUCAACGGCGUUACCUGUGUACAUGAGGGACAACCCCCGCCGAGGGCAUUGCUUUUACGAGGACUUACGAGAUACGACCAGCGAGCGAGUGGUUGAAGAUCUGCUUACCUAACUUGCCGAAACUUACCCUACCUAAUUUACCUCGAACUUUGUGCAGAGCUGGGAUGUUGUGUGUUUCUGAGCCGCAUUUGGUUGUUUGUGUGCUAUGCCAGGGGUUGGGGUGUGUCAGUGGUGUGUGUGUUUGCUCUUUCGCGUGGCUACAUGCGGGCUGUGUCGAUUAUCAUUCGACUUGAUACUCUGCCGAGGCGUGCUCCUCGGGCAUUUUUAUGCGCUUUUUUGUUCUCUUCUGUGUGCCAUUUUUGUUUCUUUCACCUCGGCUUGGCUUCUUGUUCGUAACUUGCGGCGGAGACAGACAACAUGCCAGCUUUGCACAGUUUCGCGGUUCCAAGCUGAAACGUGGCUUUGCGUUGUCGGGCCGUCCCAAGUUAGGGCCCCCUGAUGAUGGACGAUGCGGUGUUUUGGAGCGAUGCAGCGGGAAGUCCAGACGAGAAUUAGCUGCCCAAGGAUGCUUGCGAGCUGGUUCCUGCCGCGGCAA
This is a messenger RNA of Thermothielavioides terrestris NRRL 8126, 1594 nucleotides long. RefSeq lists its product as uncharacterized. Lineage: Eukaryota; Fungi; Ascomycota; Sordariomycetes; Sordariales; Chaetomiaceae. Bases 235 to 942 code for a protein of 235 amino acids. The transcript is spliced from 2 exons. The record is from RefSeq and is a predicted model, not a curated record.